Messenger RNA from Scatophagus argus, 487 nucleotides. It is a transcript of the gene rpl36a, whose product is annotated as ribosomal protein L36A. NCBI's taxonomy places the organism in Eukaryota, Metazoa, Chordata, Actinopteri, Scatophagidae. The transcript has 5 exons. Gene Ontology annotation, molecular function: structural constituent of ribosome. The record is from RefSeq and is a predicted model, not a curated record. Bases 107 to 427 code for a protein of 106 amino acids. Gene Ontology annotation, biological process: translation. Gene Ontology annotation, cellular component: ribosome; cytosolic large ribosomal subunit.
CUCGCCACUAGGGGGCAGAGUGUCCAGCCUGUUCACUCCGGAGGUCUACAUCAGGGACUCCUUCCGGCCUCUGCCUUCCUCUUUUCCUCUGCAUCGGGUCGCAAUCAUGGUGAACGUGCCGAAGACCCGCAGGACCUACUGCAAGAAGUGCAAGAAGCACCAACCACACAAAGUUACCCAGUACAAGAAGGGAAAGGAUUCCCUCUAUGCACAGGGUAAGAGGAGAUACGACAGAAAGCAGAGUGGGUACGGUGGUCAGACGAAGCCCAUUUUCCGAAAGAAGGCUAAGACUACAAAGAAAAUUGUGUUGAGGCUUGAGUGUGUGGAGCCCAACUGCAGGUCCAAGAGAAUGCUGGCCAUCAAGAGAUGCAAGCACUUCGAGUUGGGUGGUGACAAGAAGAGAAAGGGCCAGGUCAUCCAGUUCUAAACUGUGGCCCAGUUUUCUGGAGGAAUUUGUCAAAAUUUUCAAUAAAUGUAUUAAAACAUA